Impatiens glandulifera is the source of this 1431-nucleotide messenger RNA. RefSeq lists its product as uncharacterized. The transcript is spliced from 3 exons. The record is from RefSeq and is a predicted model, not a curated record. The annotation marks the transcript as partial. Lineage: Eukaryota; Viridiplantae; Streptophyta; Magnoliopsida; Ericales; Balsaminaceae.
AUAGCUAAGACGGGGUCCCUCUGUUGUGUGGCCGCGAGGCCACAUGGGUCUAAUGCAGCCAGUGGAGAGUGGUCAUUGGAUCCGCAAGAGCCAUAUUGGCAGACUAAUACGAGCUUCUCACCUCGACCGUCAAGAUGGGACCUCCAGUACCAGCCUGAAGAAUUAUCGUUUGGUUCACAAGAUGGUGUUCUAUUAUAUGGAUCCUCUACAUCAUCUAACAGUAGAGGGAGUCGGAACUGGAUAAGAGGGAUUCAUAUAUAUAAUCAUCAACACUCCACAUCUGAUGGUGUUGGAACAUAUUUUAGUAGCCCAUCUGAGAUUUCUCCGGUCCAACAGUGGACUCCAUCGAUACAAGAAAUCAGAGGAGAUGAUUACGGGAAUUCAUCAAGGAGAGUUCAGAGGCCAUCAUCUUUUUCGCCUACCAUGGAGGGAACUGUGACGGCUCAAGACAGUGCAGGCUCCACUUCAUCAAGAUCCGACGGUAGCGAGUCUGAUCCCAUUGUGAAAUCAUCUCAACAACGUCCAUUCCCAAGUCGUCGAUAUUUUAUGUCCAAACCUGUUCAUCCUAUGUCCUACCUGCUAGAAACUCCUACAGAAGAAGUCUCAAACAGGUCAGAGUCUGAUGCUGCCACCACUCCACAAAGGGAUCUAAGCAGUUGGAGUGGUAGCAUCGAUUUGACAACAGAAGCUCCCGAUCUGUUCGAAUGCGAGUCUAGCGGCGGUCCUUUGAAAUUCAAAUGCGGAUUGUGUGAGAAGUAUCUUUUCCAGAGAUCCCCAUGGAGUUCACAUCGGAUUGUGAGGAGUGGAGACAUGCCUGUUGCCGGAGUCCUUUCAUGUCGUCAUGUUUUCCACGCAGAAUGCUUGGACCAAACUACCCCAAAGGGCGGAAAGAGUGACCCUCCAUGCCCCUUGUGUAUGAAACAAGAGGAAGAAACCGCCUCCUCUCCAGAGCAGAAGAAGCUUAUCUCUAAGCUAAAGGGUGGAUUGACAAAACAUAAACCGUUCAAUGAAGAACUUACAUCAUCGAGACCCUGGGGGGGAUGUGUUCAGGCAGGGGACUGUCUGGAAGGAGCAUUGCAGGCUCCUUCGCGAAACACGAUGCUGUUACUGAAUCGGAGCCGCAUGAGAAAAACUCUUACUUCCAAGCCUAAUCCUCCUGUAACCGAGUUUCCUGGUAAGUUGAGGAAAAAUGGAACACUGGUGAUUGGUGGUAAGUCUAAUGAUUAGGGAAUGGAAAAUGUGUACAGUUUGUUGCUGCCUGCUAAUUUCUCUGUUGCUUGAUGGGUGUGUGAUCCUAAACUGUUAAGACAGUAAGUCAGUCAGGGUAUUGACAAAUUUGUUUAAUUUUGUAUUUCCACUAUUUGUUUUUGAUGACCAGCUUAGCUUAGCUUGCUCAAUCCAUUGUGUUAUUGCCAGAGGCGGAUCAUAUGG